UGGAGCAGGUGAGGAGCCCAGGCUCCCGCGUGUCCCGGAGGAGGGGAAGUGAUUGCAAGCUGGCGGACGGAGGUUAGAGCAUUGUUGGCCCCCUGGGGAAGCUGGGAUCGGGGUGCUGCCUCGGAGGACCACCAUGGAAGAGGAAGGGGUAAGAAACUUCAAGGAACUCCGAGCCAAAUUUCAAAAGUUCGAAGACCCACCUCUUCCAGGUCCUAUUAAGUUCCCAGCUGGUGUUUCCCAGAAGGAUGGCAGGGGCCACACACAGCCAACUCAGAGUCCGGCUAACAGGAAGUGCCUCUCAACCCACCAGCAUCGGCCCCUAUCGGCCCAGAGAGGUGAACUUCAGACAGCUUCAAGUUCCUCGGGACCUCCAGAAAAAUCUGCUGAGUGCCCUGCAAGAAAUGCCCACGAAGCUGACACACCACUGGAUGCGAAUAAAGCGAGAGCUGAGACGUCCAACAAGGAGAAAAGAAUGACUAUCAGCAGCUUCAGAUACAAGCUUUGGAACUGGGAGAAAGUUUCGUCUCAGAAGGCUGAUACGUCCCCAGCUCUGCACCUCACCAAUUCUGGGAAUAAAACUCUCCACCUGGAAGGUCAGAAAGCCACGGGGCUUGCUCAGGGAAAACUAGAGAAGAGCCUGGAGGCAACGGGAGUUCAGACUCUUCCUCCGCAGAGCCAUUUGAUGGCCCAGAGAUCACCCAUGGCCUCUGAAGACUCCCCUUCAUCACUUCCUUGGUAUGGCAGCGAUAGCCCAGAAGACCUUGGGGCUGAGGGGAGCCCCAGGAGCAGCGCGUGCCAGCCUGUUUAUGAGUGUGAGCUUGGCAGCCUGGUUCCAGAAAAGCCAGAGAGCAGGCAUCACCAGCUUCCCACAGCAAAGCCACUGCCUUCCAUUGAGACCCUGGGCCCGCCUCCCCCGAAGCCUUCAAAGCCCCCACACGUGAACCUCCAGGCCUUCCACAGGCAGCCAGCUGCUGUCCCCAAGACCCCGAAAGAAGUGACUGUGAAAGAGGGCACCCUGUCUUCAGAUGGUGUGGAGUUAGAAGAACCACAUAAUUAUGACACAACAAUUUCAUAUCUGAGACACUCUGGCAAUUCCAUUAACCUGAGUGCUGCAGAAGAAAGUGCUGAAGCCACUUAUGAAAUUGAAAUUGAAGAACUCCAAAAGCCUUGGAGAACUUUAGUUCAUCCAAAACAGAGACCCAAAGACGAAGAAAACAACAUGAAGGAAAAAGAGCCAUGUGAAUUAGAACCUCAGAAGCCAGGGAAGGACUCACACCCUCACCAUCCUCCCAAGGUAGUUGCCUAUGAAGAGACUCCAGAAAAAGCCCAGGGGACUGGAGCCCAUGAGGACAGACAGAGUGUGCCAGCUGGAAACCAGGAAGCCGUGACUGAUAUUACUCAGAACAGGCUCUUCUCCAGGGACGUGACAUUGACUAGACAGUCCCAAGAGAAGGGAGGGUAUAUGGAGGCUUUGGAGGUGACGAAAGAAGCCCCAAGUCCAACCACCAUUAGGUCAGACUCCUCUUCAGAGAAGACUUACGAUGACGUGGACUGUUCCAGAGCAGACACACCAAAAUGGGACUUCUCCAGCUCGUUCGCCUCAGACAGCGAAGAAAACAGUGAGGAAAUUUAUGAAGACAUCUACAAAGCAAAGAACAAUGACCUGAAAACAGAUGUAGAUGGACGAGCAGCACUGAGAAGACUGCAGCAGCUCUUCAGAAAAGAAAGGGGUAUAUUCAGAAUGAAAAAAAACAAGCCAAAAGAAAAUGUCAGGAAUGGAUUUUCCGUGUCACUGCCUGACCUAGGACCUAGGUCUCAGGAAGUUAUCAUCUAUGAUGAUGUGGACACAAGUGAGAAAGAACUGAAAGAUGAAGAUCAGUCAAAAACCUGGAAGGCCAAGUUUUUUACAACAAAAAGGGGGAUAAAGGGGAAGAAAGGCAGUGAUGGAUCCAAAAGUUUUUCUCCCAGAAAUUUCUUCAGAACUAAGAAGCAAAACUUUAUAAAGAACAGAAUGGAAAAAGAAGAAAAGCUUUUCAGAGAAAGAUUUCAGUAUGGGAAAGAGAUCUCAGUCAUUAACAGAGCAGUUGCAUGCUCCAGUAAUUCACGGAAUGGAAUUUUCGAUCUGCCAAUAACUCCCGGAGAACAGCUCGAAGUCAUCGACACCACAGAGCAGAACCUGGUGAUAUGUCGCAAUUCCAAAGGCAAAUAUGGAUAUGUGCUCAUUGACCAUCUACAUUUCAAGCAUCAGGGCUGAUCCCAUUAGAAAGAGCUGCAUAAAGUCAGGAUGUACCCAAGGCGUGAGGUCAGGCUCACAGCACUUUCAGUUCCUGCCUCAACAUGAGAUGGGCGAUGGAAACUUCUGUCGGGAACUCAGAAGAAAACCCUCAACAAAUCAACGCUGGUUGGUUUUACUCCAUGAAAGUGUCUCUUUCACCGCUGGUUCAGAAGAAUGUGAAACGGUCCGUUAGUAUGCAAGCAUUUGCCAAAUUAGCCACAGCCCAAGUUAGAAACCUUGGCUCCCGCUCCAGGGAGCAGUCAAUGAGCUUCUAAUGUUAGUCCACAGUGUAUGUAACUUCUCGGUGUACAUGUACAUUUCAUAUCAAUUCAAGGUAGAAAAACAGUGACCAUGACACUUUAAACAAAACAAAAACCACCCGAACCAUAAUUAUUGGUUUGUUUUUUAACCAAAGUAAAAAAUAGAAGAUAAGUGCCACUGAGGGAAACAGUUUGGGGGAGGGGUUCUUUUCUAAAUUCAACCAGAAGUAUUGUGUAGAAGUGUUUAUGUUUAACAAAAAUGUGAAAAUACAUACACGCUGUAUCGUAUUAAAAUACGGAAAAUUAUUUGUCUAUGCAGAAAGCAUAUCCAAAUGUAUUUCACUGGCAUGAUAGUAAAAUUUCAGUGUUGUAAAUAACAUUCAAGUUCUGCCUGAUAUGUAUGUUAAUAAAUUCUAUAUAUGCUUGCAGCUACUAAA
This is a messenger RNA of Meriones unguiculatus (Mongolian gerbil), 2972 nucleotides long. RefSeq names its product FYN binding protein 2 (gene Fyb2). The coding region runs from base 134 to 2254 and encodes 706 amino acids. Gene Ontology annotation, cellular component: plasma membrane. NCBI's taxonomy places the organism in Eukaryota, Metazoa, Chordata, Mammalia, Rodentia, Muridae. The record is from RefSeq and is a predicted model, not a curated record. Gene Ontology annotation, biological process: protein localization to plasma membrane; T cell receptor signaling pathway; integrin-mediated signaling pathway. The transcript has 20 exons. Gene Ontology annotation, molecular function: protein binding.